Molecule: messenger RNA, 1596 nt
Organism: Nannospalax galili (Upper Galilee mountains blind mole rat)
Lineage: Eukaryota; Metazoa; Chordata; Mammalia; Rodentia; Spalacidae
Gene: Fgf17
Product: fibroblast growth factor 17
Exons: 5
Coding region: 444-1094 (216 amino acids)
Biological process (GO): cell differentiation; regulation of cell migration; positive regulation of cell population proliferation
Cellular component (GO): cytoplasm
Molecular function (GO): growth factor activity; type 2 fibroblast growth factor receptor binding; type 1 fibroblast growth factor receptor binding
Source: RefSeq, a predicted model, not a curated record
CGCCCUCCCUCCCUGGUGUCUGCCCCGCGCCCUGCACUUCACCGAGCCUAGCAGGUCCGCGCGGGGUCAGGAACACACCCGGAGAUCGCAGGGACUAGCCUCCUGAUAGAGACGCUCCCGCAGCUCCAUCCCCUGCGUCCGGGGACCCCCUCCCGAGGCUGGCAGCCCGAGGGCUCGAGUACCUCAACCCCCACCACCUCCAGCUUCGCAGUCUCACUGGCUGGGAAGGUGCACACCUCGCACCUCAGUAUCCCAAUUAGGCCCUCUUCCCCUCCUCCCCCUCCGCUAGCCUCCUUCUCCUCCCCUCCCUCUCCUUUCCCCCCUGAAAUCCUGUGGCUCCUAGAGACCUUGGCUUUUCUGGGACUCUACCCCUGGGGCCUGCCCACAUCUGCUCCUGAGUUUGGGGGGCAGAGGGGCAACCGCCCCAAGAAGUGUCUCCAGCGAUGGGAGCCGCCCGCCUGCUGCCCAACCUUACUCUGUGCUUGCAGCUCUUGAUUCUCUGCUGUCAAACACAGGGGGAGAAUCACCCGUCUCCUAAUUUUAACCAGUACGUGAGGGACCAGGGUGCCAUGACUGACCAACUGAGCAGGCGGCAGAUCCGUGAGUACCAGCUCUACAGCCGGACCAGUGGCAAGCACGUGCAGGUCACCGGGCGUCGCAUCUCCGCCACCGCUGAGGACGGCAACAAAUUCGCCAAGCUCAUAGUGGAGACGGAUACGUUCGGCAGCCGGGUCCGGAUCAAGGGGGCAGAGAGCGAGAAGUAUAUCUGUAUGAACAAGAGGGGCAAGCUCAUCGGGAAGCCCAGCGGGAAGAGCAAAGACUGCGUGUUCACCGAGAUCGUGCUGGAGAACAACUACACAGCCUUCCAGAAUGCUCGGCACGAGGGCUGGUUCAUGGCUUUCACUCGGCAGGGCCGGCCCCGCCAGGCCUCCCGAAGCCGCCAGAACCAGCGAGAGGCCCACUUCAUCAAGCGCCUCUACCAGGGCCAGCUGCCGUUCCCCAACCAUGCUGAAAGGCAGAAGCAGUUUGAGUUCGUGGGCUCGGCCCCCACCCGCAGGACCAAGCGCACCCGGAGGCCCCAGCCCCAAACGUAGUCAGGGAAGCCGGGUGUUUGCCUAAACAGCAGCCUUCCCACUCCUUUCCCUAACUGAUCCAAAGAUGGAGCUGGGGUUGAGGGUGGGGAGCUGGACCCCCCAAAAGACCCUGAGGGCCUGAAGCAUCUGAUUCCCAGCUGGGAAGGGACCAGACUGCUGUACCCCAGGGUGGGCAUGGCACACUGAAACAGGCCUUUUGAGGCUAAGGGCAGACAGAUCCCUGGAGAGGACCUAGGGUCUCCCUGACCUCAAAUGCCAGCGUCCCAUGCCUGAAACAAGUGGGCAAGUCAGCAGAAUCCAAGCAGACACUACCCGGAGCUGGCUGUCCCCAAAUCUUCCUCCCAGAAUCUCUUGCUCAGUCUGUCCCCAAUACCCAAACUCCUGACCAGACAAUAAGAAGGGAAUUUUGGUUCUCUUUCCCCAAAUAAGAGAGGGAAAGAUAGAAACCACCAUUCUUCACAUUUCUCACCCCAGACCUGCACCCCCACCCCAAGUCUCAGAA